UUUCCCUUAUUUUAUUUUAUUUCCCUAUAAAAAGCAAGCAUAGUUAUAACGACAGGAAAUAAAUCACAAAGCAAAGUUUCACUGAAAGAUUUCCAAUGGCACAAGUAAAAUUCAAUAUAGGUCUUGUUUUGGUUACAUUAACCUUGCUCUAUGCAAGUGGUACGGCACAAUCAAGUUGCACGAAUGAGAUAGCGAGUCUCUUAUCGUGCCUAGAUUACGUCACCGGGAACUCAUCAGCACCAACUAUAGGGUGUUGCACACAACUUGCUAAUGUUGUGAAAUCACAACCAGAAUGUCUUUGCUUGAUUAUUGGCGGGAAAGGAUCAUCACUGGGGAUUAACCAAACCCUAGCUCUUGCCUUACCUGCUGCUUGCAAUGUGCAGACCCCACCCGUCAGUCUAUGCAAAACCAAUCCACCAGCUGGAUCCAGAACCGUGCCACUAACAGACAGUGGCUCAUCCGGGGGAAAUUCCGUCAAGCUAUCAACCCCUAUGUUGUUCGUUACUUUUGCAGCAACAUAUAUAUGCUUCAACUUCCAGGACAUACUGGCUUAUUGUUUUUUUCGUUCAUAUAGAUCUCCCAUUUAGUUUCUUCUAAUAUAUUCAGUUUUGUGACCGCAAGAUAUUUGGUUGUGCAGUGUUGCAUUGUGUGGUCUUGUGAGAAACAUUGAUGUAGAACUGUGCAGUUUCUUCUCAAUAAUACUAUUGAAUCGAGCGAGAAAAA
This is a messenger RNA of Medicago truncatula (barrel medic), 723 nucleotides long. RefSeq names its product non-specific lipid transfer protein GPI-anchored 5. NCBI's taxonomy places the organism in Eukaryota, Viridiplantae, Streptophyta, Magnoliopsida, Fabales, Fabaceae. Gene Ontology annotation, biological process: lipid transport. Gene Ontology annotation, molecular function: lipid binding. Bases 96 to 587 code for a protein of 163 amino acids. The transcript has 2 exons. The record is from RefSeq and is a predicted model, not a curated record.